UUUAAAUUUAAGUGGCGGCAGAUGGAACGAUAAAAAAGGAUCGGUUGGUUGAUGACGGUGGGAUUGGGGAGAAAAAAAAAUUGAGUCGAAUCGUUCGACGCUCAUCGUCGAGGAGGGAAAUCUUGGCGGAAAAGAGUCCGAUGAUCCCGUUCUCAUGACGAAUCCUUUACGAGAUGCACGCCCCGAGGAUCGGCCUCUAGGCUUGGACUAUCCUGACCCGAGAUUGCUGCGAAACGGUCAUCAAGAGCAUCAGGGGAACACCACGCAUCAGAUCGGUGCAGCGAGAAUCAGACGGACCAGGACCUCGUCCACGAGGAGAAGAAUGCAUUUGGCGAACGAGGUUCCCCCGCAAGGAUCCACCGGUGGUAACAAUCUUCCGGAUUAUGCCCUCACCGCGGACCUGCUCACCGAGAGAACUCUCGACGGUCUCUUCGCCGAGCAUCCGGGAGAACUCGUGCGAACAGGCUCUCCUCACGUGGUCUGCACGGUAUUACCGGCGCAUUGGAGGUCAAACAAGACGCUUCCGGUAGCGUUCAAGGUGGUAGCCUUGGGCGAGGUCGGUGACGGGACCUUGGUGACAGUGCGUGCAGGAAACGACGAGAAUUGCUGCGCGGAAUUGAGAAAUUCCACCGCGGUGAUGAAGAAUCAAGUGGCCAAGUUCAACGAUCUUAGGUUCGUCGGUAGAAGCGGUAGAGGAAAGAGUUUCACCUUGACGAUUAUGCUGCAAACGUCGCCACCUCAGGUAGCCACCCUAUCUAAAGCAAUCAAGGUCACAGUGGAUGGACCGAGAGAACCUAGAUCGAAAACAAGGCACCAGGCUUUCCAUCCGUUUCACUUCGGGCCUAGGCCUUUCCCUUUCGGCCACCCUCAGGAUCCCCUGGGAUUCAAGUUGACCGGUUUGCAACACCUGGGUCUGGAGCAAGGAGCCAGCCAAGGAUGGGGUGGAUUACCUCGGGGCUCUCUUCCGCCGCACUGUCUUCCGCCGCCUCCCGGUCACCAUUCGCAUACACAUCCUCCGGCAGCUGGUGCGUCGGCCUUCAACCCCUUCCACCACAGUAUCGAGCAAAGAUCUCCCAGGCUACCUGGACCAAACUCUGAACCGUCCAGGAACGAUUUGGGCCCGAUCAGCGUGUCCGUGAGGGAGGUGACCCCGACCACUUCGCCCGGCAACCCUGGGCCCGGAUUGCUCACGACGGCCACGGUUGCGGCGCCCACGCCUCCGGCGGAGCCUACCACGACCACCACAACGCCUAGCCCUUCGUCGGGCCAUCACUCUCACUUUCAAGGUCUUCAUCUUCUCGGGGCGACGGGGUCUAUUUUCGGAUCGAUAUUCGCCCCUCUGUUGCCGCAAUCCUCUUGGCUCUACAAUCCUCUCUACCACACGCAGCAAUACGUGCUGGAGCCGGAGUGGCACGCUCUCGCGCUAAGAAUGGCGCAGCAACGGUUGCAGAGGCCCGACCAGGCGAGGGUCGAGGAGACGAGGAAGGUUCGGGCCGGUAGCAGCAGCCCGGAAUCCGCGUUGAAGGAGGCGAUAAGUCGACGGGACGACGAGGACGAUCAAGACGGGGUGCGGGGUAGAUCCGGGCUGGACAGCCCGGAUGGAAGCAUAGAGGUGGACGAUAGGAACGAGCAGANCAGGGAUCGCGGGAGGAGCGACGAGUCCCUCGGGGGGCAGGAUUCGCCGAGGAUCUCGCCGGUGAGGAGCGACACGGAGGACACGACCGCGGACGCGACCGCGUUCCAGGAGGACGGCACGGUUCACCUUCGGCCGAGUAUAGAGAACUCGAAGAACGAUCAAGAGGCGGCGAACGUCGACGAGCAUCAGAUCUCACGCAGGGACUCGAAGAUCCGGCUCGAGGCGGGGACCGUGGAUCUUAGCACGAAGAGUAAAGGGCAGGACAAGGAGAACGUGGGCCAAGAUCUGACCACCAAGAGGAAGGAGGAGGACACGAGUGUGGAGAGGGAAGCGGUGGUACGAGGUAGAAGGGAGAGAAGCCCUAAGCCUAGACAGGUCUGGAGACCGUAUUAAAUUGAGCCGGGAUCGAGGAUCCCUCCCCCCUUCCCCUUUCUCGAAAUUUUCCCGAAAAUUGAUGAAACGAUCGU
Messenger RNA from Apis dorsata (giant honeybee), 2103 nucleotides. RefSeq lists its product as uncharacterized. Gene Ontology annotation, biological process: regulation of DNA-templated transcription. Gene Ontology annotation, molecular function: ATP binding; RNA polymerase II cis-regulatory region sequence-specific DNA binding; DNA-binding transcription factor activity, RNA polymerase II-specific. Lineage: Eukaryota; Metazoa; Arthropoda; Insecta; Hymenoptera; Apidae. The record is from RefSeq and is a predicted model, not a curated record. Gene Ontology annotation, cellular component: nucleus.